CAGUGAAAACCGGUUACCCAGGAUCCAGGAAAAGUGGAAAACAAACGGUGAAGUAGUUUGUGACUGUGUUUGGAUUUGGAAGAUUAAGGGCACAGUUUUCGAAAAAGAGAUGCAUGGUGGCUCUCCUGCCCCCUGACAGUCAGAUAGCCAUACUCCAUCUCCAUCACUCCAUGGAUGGGCCUGACGAAGAACAGCAGCAGGUUUCGUCGAACUCCAUCAAGAGCUGGGCCAAGCAGAUUGAGGAGAGCUAUCAGCUUCAGCUCCAGCUGGCACUUCGCCUCUCUUCGCAGUCUGCUUCUUCCGACAAUCCCAAUUUCCUUGACUUGCAACCCACCUCUUCCGAUUCGGCCCAGGCAAUGUCGCAUCGUUUUUGGGUAAAUGGUUGUUUGCAAUACUCGGACAAAAUUCUCGAUGGCUUCUACCUAAUCCAUGGGGUGGAUGCUUACACAUGGUCGAUAAGUUCUGAUCUGCAGGAUGUUGGUAUAAUUCCUUCAUUUGAAUCACUGAUGUCAGUAGAACCUUGCGAUGACUCGUCAAUUGUAGUGGUUGCUAUUGAUAAAUCCAAAGAUCCUGGUUUGAGAGACCUGCAAAGUAGAGUAGUCAGUCUUUCAAGUAGCUGGAAUUCUCCAAAAUUUGCAGCUGUUCAGGUUGCAAAUCUUGUUUAUAGUAGGAUGGGUGGUGGACGUUCAACUAAGGAAAAUUUAGGCUCACAGUGGAAGGAGUGCGCCCAAAAACUAAAGAGCUGCCUGAAUUCUGUCAUUCUUCCGAUUGGAAGCUUAGCUGUUGGUCUUUGUGUUCACCGAGCAUUGCUGUUUAAAGUGUUAGCUGACUUAAUUGACUUACCAUGCCGAAUUGCUAAGGGAUGCAAGUAUUGUAGCAGGGAUGUUGGCGCUUCAUGCAUAGUGCAAUUUGAUUCUGACAGGGAGUAUAUGAUUGAUUUAGUUGAAAGGCCUGGGUCAAUGUGCCAGCCUGACUCUUUGCUGAACUCUGCAUCAUCAAUGGUGGUCUCUUCACCAUUAUGUCACCCAAAGUUCAAGACAGUUGAAGCAGCUGAAUAUACUAAGACAUUAGCCCAAUUAUUUUUCUUGGACAGUCAAGGAUUGCACCAUAUAUUUGAUACAACAUCAGGUGGUAAAAUUAAUCUUAGUGACAGAAUGGAUGUAAAAGAAACUAGAACUUCUAGUGCACACUAUGCCCAUGGGAAUGACCACCUAGUUGCAUCGGGUCUUAGUGCAGAUGACUACGUUUCCGUUACUGAAACAAACCCGUCUGUAGUUGAUCUUGGUGUGGAGGACCUAGAUAUAACAUGGAGUGAACUUGUUCUGAAGGAGAACAUUGGGGCAGGGUCAUUUGGAACUGUCAUUCGUGCAGAUUGGCGUGGUUCUGAUGUUGCUGUGAAGAUUCUUAAGGUGCAAGAUUUUGAUUCUGAGCGAAUAGAAGAGUUUCUGAAGGAGGUCUCCCUAAUGAAGCGCAUGCGGCACCCAAACAUUGUACUUCUGAUGGGUGCAGUAUUUCAACCCCCAAGGUUAUCUAUAGUAACAGAAUAUUUAUCAAGAGGCAGCUUGUAUGAACUUCUGCGCAUGCCUGGUGUUGGAAUAUCACUCAGUGAGAUGCGUCGUUUAAGCAUGGCUUAUGAUGUGGCAAGUGGAAUGAAUUAUCUCCAUCAAAUGAGACCUCCCAUUGUUCAUGGAGAUUUGAAGUCCCCAAAUCUUUUGGUUGACAAUACAUACACUGUCAAGAGAGUGCUCUUGCUGAUUGGAUACUUUUAAAGCUGUGAGCCAGCAUUAAUUGUGGCGAGAAAGGAUCUAUUCUGAGACUUGAGGGAUCACACAUACCAACAUUUGAGCAUUCAUUUCCCAUCUCUUGAUGUGCUGGGGCGUAUGGUAGACUCGCAACAAAAGAUGAUAAUAUUUUUUGCAGGAUAAUACAACAUAAGCUUCAAAUAACAACGAAUCAGAAACUAAUGUUACAUUAGCUCCUGUGUCAUCUCCAACCAACACAAAACUAUCCAUCAGGAUCCUUCUAAGCUGACUGGACUAGGUUUACUUGCAGGAUUUUGACAUGGCUGGACUCUCCCAUUUUUUUUCUUUUCCUAAGUAACACCUGUUUACUUUUACAUUGCUAGACACGGAGUUGGUUCCUUGUUUGCUCACUACCUCAUUUUAAUCGCGGUAGAUGUUUUCUCUCAUACUACGGAGAAUUUUAAAUACUCUCUACUUCCCCAGACAGCCUCUUCUCCUGCAUGAGUAGUGAUGUUGAUGGAGAGUUUCAAUUCCUUAAUAGUCUUUACCGUGUCUGUAACUGUUAAUGAUCUAAGACCUUUCUUAGAUUCAAUGGUUCCAGUUCCUCACUCCAGAUGCAAACCAGCAGGCUGAAACUCAAAUUAUUUGAACUCCAAGAAGGGUCACAUAGCUACAAUAGGGUUGCACCAACCCUCUCAGAGAACUCAAGUGGUUGACGAAUUCUCGCAAUCCAAUUUUACUCCACCAUACUGAUCAGCCACCUAUAGUUGCCAUCUCUCUUAAACUUUUGUGAUGCCAAUUACAUUUUUAUUACUUUACAUCUAUGCUAGGACAGUAUACUCGCUGUUAUUCUCCUCUCUCUCUCUCUCUCUCUCACACACACACACACAUUAAUUCAAGCAAGAAUUUGAGUAUACACCCCAAUCCUUGUCAUAAUACUAAAUGAAUGAAAGGGCAUCUAGCUGUUCCCCUGUUGGCACUUAAAAACAAACUUAGCUGUUCCCCUGUUGGCACUUAAAAACAAACUUACACUUGGAUGGUGCAGGAACCUAAUAAUUAAUGUUAUUCACCCGUUGUAACAAUGACGAAGUCCAAAUGCUCAAACUUAUGAAUAAAAUGUAUCUAUUGACAUUCACUUUU
This is a messenger RNA of Arachis stenosperma, 2882 nucleotides long. RefSeq names its product serine/threonine-protein kinase CTR1-like. The transcript is spliced from 13 exons. The record is from RefSeq and is a predicted model, not a curated record. Gene Ontology annotation, molecular function: ATP binding; protein kinase activity. Gene Ontology annotation, biological process: protein phosphorylation. NCBI's taxonomy places the organism in Eukaryota, Viridiplantae, Streptophyta, Magnoliopsida, Fabales, Fabaceae. Bases 114 to 1769 code for a protein of 551 amino acids.